AGAGUACAUCCCCUAAAGAGGUUUUGUCAACUGAAGAAACAGGGGCUCAACGUCACUCGUUAUCCAAUGAAAAGGCAGCAAAAGGUGAUAUUGUUGGCAGUAUCGCUACGCCGGGAAGCGAAGGUCCAUCCUUUUUGGAAGAACAAAAGACAAAAGACUUGGAAUCAGAGACUCACCAAACAGCAGGAUCAUCAGAGGAUCUGAAUACAGAAUCACAAGGCAGUGCAAAGGCCCAACUGGAAUUAGUAAACGUAAUAAAGCCGGAGCCCCAAACUUCACAUGGAAUAAAAACACCAGAAACAGAGGGGAAUGACAGCCACAACACCGAUAUAUCUAAGAAUUUGCCUGAUGCGCAAGAAACAGAACAUGUCCAAGAAAAAAAUAACGAAAAUCCAGCAUCCAGCCCAGUUAAAGCGCAGAGGACAUCCACUGCCACUCACGAAGAAGCACCGGCUUCGCAUCCAAAUGGAAUUCCUUCUCCACUUCAAAAGGAAACAUUCACUGGGAUGAAGACAACUGAGGAUGUCCAACCUCCGGAAGCCGCAGCAACAAAUAAACCACAAACUGGCGAUAAGUCGAAGGAUGUCGACAGUGACGGCAGCACCGCGGUCUCCCACACCACCUCCCCUCUUUUGCUUCUUCUUGUUGCGGCCGCUGCUGCUGCGGUGGUGGCCGCGUGA
This is a messenger RNA of Trypanosoma cruzi, 680 nucleotides long. Its product is annotated as mucin-associated surface protein (MASP), putative. The annotation marks the transcript as partial. The record is from RefSeq and is a predicted model, not a curated record. The transcript has a single exon. NCBI's taxonomy places the organism in Eukaryota, Euglenozoa, Kinetoplastea, Trypanosomatida, Trypanosomatidae.